AAAGGAAAUAAAAUGCAAUUUAUUAUCUGCAUGUAUUAAAUUACAGCUAUUCCUGACAAUCACUGCAACCCUGGAAUUAUAGUAACACAACAGCUGUUCUUUGUAUCAGUCAUAGAUAACACAACAUUAAGAUAGUUUCCAUUUUUUAAUACAAAUUUAAUGAAUAUUUGAUAUUAAAUAACUUAGCACAUAAUUUACCGCCCAAAACUUUGUUAUCGCGAAAAGCAAUGGCUGCAAGUACUAAUGAGAUGGAGAUGUUACGAAAAGCAAUCAGAUUGCUGUACUCUCCUCAUCCAAACUCGGCUGCUGAAUUGCGAUUAAUGUUGGAUGAAGCUAUAAAACAACGUUAUGGGCCAGAACUUAUGAUAUCCAACAAUAUGAGCAAGAACUUAAUAGAGCUUGAAGCAAACUUUCCUGGUCGCGCUGCAACUCCACCACCACCUCAGGAGCAUCCGCAAACUAUGGAGCAGGACCCAAAUGUCGACGAAGUAAUUAAUUUAACCGGUUCUCCUGCUAAAACUAUAUCAGAUUCACCCGACACUAUCUUGGACUCAGAUGAUGGUGCACACGUCGGUAGCACAAUGCUGACUGGUGGUGAUGAAGAUGUUAAUCUAAAAGAAUUCGGAGACUUAAAUUGCGCCGUUUGCGGUGAAAUGGUUUUCACCGCUACUAAUCGUUUGAUCGAAUGUUCAAGUUGCGGAACGCUUUACCACCAGGAGUGUCACAAACCACCUAUUACCGACGAAGAAACAUCUGAGGGGCAAGAGCACAAUUGGCAAUGCGAUAAUUGCCUUAAUAAACCUUCAACUAGUAAGGCAGCCGGUGUUAUAAUUGAAGAGCCAAUUGCAUUGGUAUCGAAAACAAAGUCUUCGGCUUCAUCAUCUCGUUCAUCAUCCACAUCGAAUUCAUCAUCUCCGUUUGCUAUUGUACAGCAAGAGGUGCCUAGUUCGUCCACUGCACAAUCGGUACAAGUGCCAACAUCUUCAAGUAGACACCAUCACCAUAAAAGUUCUAGAUCUCAUAAAGAGGAGCGACCGUCAUCAAGCAGUUCUAAGUCUGGAUCGUCUAGCAGCGCCAUUAAUCCAACCUUCAAUGUUGUUAGUGCAAGUGAGAAGAGCUCCUCACAUUCCUCGAAGAAAUCAUCUUCACAUUCUUCUUCCUCCGGCAAAUCAUCUUCAUCGAAGUCAUCAUCAAAACACCACGACAGCAACAAACGAAAGUCAAAAUAAACUACGGAAACGUGAUUUACGUAAAUACCGCUUUUGAUUUUGUAAUUAUACUACCAAUACGAAGGAAAUAGAGUAAGAACUUUGUACGUUGAAACAAUUAGUAUAUAAUAUUUUUAAACAUCUACAAAUUGUGUGGAAAGCGAAUUAUUUUUGGAACUAUUAGAUAGGUUGUACAAAUAAAGAGGAACAAUUUGAAAACGGAAA
Molecule: messenger RNA, 1433 nt
Organism: Anastrepha obliqua
Lineage: Eukaryota; Metazoa; Arthropoda; Insecta; Diptera; Tephritidae
Gene: IntS12
Product: integrator complex subunit 12
Exons: 1
Coding region: 228-1229 (333 amino acids)
Source: RefSeq, a predicted model, not a curated record